Messenger RNA from Nicotiana tabacum (common tobacco), 4081 nucleotides. Its product is annotated as structural maintenance of chromosomes protein 1. The record is from RefSeq and is a predicted model, not a curated record. Gene Ontology annotation, molecular function: ATP binding; protein binding; DNA binding. NCBI's taxonomy places the organism in Eukaryota, Viridiplantae, Streptophyta, Magnoliopsida, Solanales, Solanaceae. Gene Ontology annotation, biological process: sister chromatid cohesion. Gene Ontology annotation, cellular component: chromosome; cohesin complex; nucleus.
CAAUAGGGUACUAAUAAGCUAGUAUGAUUUCAUACGCUAGAUUAUAUAGAAACCCGAAUCUUCCCUCCCUAAGAUAUUUCCCGGCAACAUUUUAAACCCUAAUUUUCUAGUUGUAUAACAUUAUUCUCCCCGCAGAGACCUAGGGUUUUUUACCGGAGCAAUUUCUACUAUAAUAAUGCCAUCCCAACCGUCGCCGGGGAAAAUCCACCGGCUAGAACUAGAAAACUUCAAAUCCUACAAAGGGUUUCAAACAAUCGGUCCAUUUUACGACUUCACAGCAAUUAUAGGCCCAAAUGGAGCCGGAAAAUCCAACCUAAUGGACGCUAUCAGUUUCGUCCUCGGCGUUCGCACUGGUCAGCUCCGUGGUGCACAGUUGAAGGACCUUAUUUAUGCCUUCGAUGACCGUGAAAAAGAGCAGAGAGGUCGAAGAGCUUUCGUGAGGCUAGUUUAUCAGCUUGCUACUGGUACUGAAAUUCAGUUUACUCGAACUAUUACUGGUGCUGGUGGUAGUGAGUAUCGGAUUGAUGGUAAAAUUGUCAACUGGGACGAGUAUAAUGCCAAAUUGAAGUCCCUUGAUAUUCUUGUUAAAGCACGGAAUUUUCUCGUCUUUCAGGGUGAUGUCGAGUCAGUUGCCUCUAAAAAUCCAAGAGAACUUACUAAUCUUCUUGAGCAAAUAUCUGGAUCUGAAGAGUUUAAGAGACGGUAUGAAGAAUUGGAAGAAGAAAAGGCAAGAGCUGAGGAGAAGAAGGCAUUGGCUUACCAGAAAAAGAAAACUGUAAAUAUGGAGCGGAAGCAGAAAAAGGAACAGAAAGAGGAAGCUGAAAAGCAUCUUCGGUUACAAGAACAACUGAAAUCUUUGAAGCAAGAAUACUUUCUAUGGCAAUUAUUUAACAUAGAAAAGGAUGUCGCAAAGGCCAAUGAGGAACUUGAUGCUGAAGAAGCGGUUGUCAAAGAAAUUGUGGAGAAGCUGGGGGAAUAUGAAAGUGCAUCUAGCAGCCAGAAAAAAGAACUAAGUGGAUAUAUGAAAGAGAUUGCAAUGUACGAAAGGAAGAUUGCUGAUAGAAAGAACAAACUUGACAAGAAUCAACCUGAAGUUGUAAAGUUGAAGGAAGAGAUGAAUCGGAUUACUUCAAAAAUAAAAAAUACGACUAAAGACCUUGAUAAGAAGAGAGAAGAAAAAAGAAGACAUGCGGAUGAAGUGAAGAAACUUCAGAGUGACUUGAGGGACAUUACUAAGCAGCUUGAUGAAGUGCGUCAAAAAAGUCAAGAAGCAGGUGGAAAACUUCAGUUAGCUGACAGUCAGUUAGAGACAUAUCACCAAAUUAAAGAGGAGGCUGGCAUGAAAACUGCAAAGUUAAGGGAUGAGAAGGAGGUUUUAGAUAGGCAGCAGCGUGCUGACAUUGAUGCUGAGAAGAAUUUGGAAGAAAAUCUUCAGCAAUUGGAAAAUCGGAAGCAUGAGCUGGAGUCUCAGGAGAAACAGAUGCAAACUAGGCUGAAGAAAAUUCUUGAUGCAGUUAAGAAGCAUGAUGAAGAACUGAAACGGGUGAAUGAAGAACAGCGUGAGAUGAAAAAUAAUCUUAGACGGUCCAGAGACAAAUAUGACAAUUUGAAGAAGCGAAUGGAUGAAGUAGAAGAUCAACUUCGUGAACUGAAGGCUGAGAGACAUGAAACUGAGAGGGAUGCCAAAUUGUCUCAAGCAGUUGAAACUCUGAAGCGUUUAUUUCCUGGUGUUCAUGGUCGGAUGACUGAUCUCUGCAGGCCAACACAAAAGAAGUAUAACCUUGCUGUAACUGUUGCAAUGGGCAGAUUUAUGGAUGCAGUAGUAGUUGAGAACGAACAAACAGGAAAAGAAUGCAUCAAGUAUUUGAAAGAACAAAGGCUUCCUCCUCAGACAUUUAUACCUCUUCAGUCAGUUCGUGUAAAGCCAAUAAUAGAGAGGCUGCGCACCUUGGGUGGAACUGCAAAGCUCGCUUUUGAUGUCAUACAAUUUGAUCCCUCAUUGGAGAAAGCUAUUUUGUUUGCUGUUGGUAAUACCCUUGUCUGUGAUGACCUAACUGAAGCUAAGCAUCUUAGCUGGAGCGGGGAAAGAUUUAAAGUUGUGACUGUUGAUGGGAUUCUGUUGACAAAGUCUGGUACAAUGACUGGUGGUACUAGUGGUGGCAUGGAAGCACGUUCGCAUAAAUGGGAUGAUAAAAAAAUUGAAGGGCUUAAGAAGAAAAAGGAAGGUCUUGAAUCAGAAUUUGAGAAGCUUGGAUCGAUAAGGGAGAUGCAGCUAAAGGAGUCUGAAGCAUCCGGAAAAAUCAGUGGACUUGAGAAAAAGAUUCACUAUGCGGAAAUCGAAAAGAAAAGUAUUGAAGACAAGCUUCUAAAUUUGGAGCGUGAAAAGGGUACUAUUGCUAAUGAGAUUGGACAAAUCCAGCCUGAACUUGAGGAGUUGAAAAGAAACAUUGAUACGAGGGCACGCGAGAUCUUAUUACGAGAGAAAAGGAUCAAUGACAUUGUUGACAGAAUAUAUAAGAAAUUUAGCGAAUCUGUUGGGGUGAAGAACAUACGGGAGUAUGAAGAAAACCAGCUCAAAGCUGUUCAGCAAAUGGCUGAAGAAAGGCUUAACUUGCAUAACCAACAGUCAAAGCUAAAAUCUCAGUUGGAAUAUGAGCAGAAGCGGGAUAUGAAUUCACGUAUUGUGAAGCUGGAAUCAACUCUUGGUAACUUUAGGAAGCAAUUGGAAGAGAUUGAGGGCAAGCAGGUGGCCCAGAAGUCAGCCAUGGAGAAAGCAACUGAAGAGAUUGAGGGUUACAAUGAAGCAGUGUCCGAUUUGAGGUCUAAAGCUGAAGUGUGCGAAAAGCAUCUGCAGGAUUGGCAGAAAAAGAUUUCUGCUGAGACAACAAGCAUCAGCAAACAUAACCGUCAAAUUAGGUCAAAGGAGGCACAGAUUGAGCAGCUGAAUUCAAGAAAACAAGAGAUACUGGACACGUGUGAAUUGGAGCAGAUACCCCUUCCCACUAUCUCUGAUCCAAUGGAUACUGGAGAAUCGAUGCCGGGCCCCGUUUUUGAUUUCAGUAAUCUGAGUAAACCUUAUCAGCAGAAAAGGAAACCAGCUGAACGGGAGAAGCUUGAGGUGGAAUUUACACAAAAAAUGGCUGCGUUGACGUCAGAGAUUGAAAGGACAGCUCCAAAUCUGAAGGCCCUUGAUCAAUAUAAAGAUCUAUUGAAGAAGGAAGAAGAUGUCACGAAGGAGUUUGAAGUGGCCAAAAAUGAAGAAAAGAAAGUAGCUGAUGAGUAUAAUAGAGUGAAAGAGGCCAGGUAUGAAUUGUUUAUGAAAGCUUUCAAUCAUAUAUCUGGCAAUAUUGACAAGAUAUACAAGCAACUGACAAAGAGCAACACUCAUCCCCUUGGUGGGACAGCCUAUCUCAACUUGGAUAAUGAAGAUGAACCAUUUUUACAUGGCAUUAAGUUUACUGCUAUGCCCCCAACGAAGCGUUUUCGGGAUAUGGAGCAGCUCUCAGGCGGAGAGAAAACUGUUGCAGCACUUGCCUUGCUUUUCGCAAUCCACAGUUUUAGGCCUUCUCCAUUCUUUAUAUUGGAUGAAGUUGAUGCUGCAUUGGAUAAUUUGAAUGUUGCUAAAGUUGCUGGAUUUAUCCGAUCAAAGUCAUGUGGAGGAGCUAGGCUUAAUCAGGAUCCUGAGGAAGGAUGUGGCUUCCAAAGCAUCGUCAUCUCUCUCAAAGACAGCUUUUAUGACAAAGCCGAAGCUUUGGUUGGUGUUUACAGGGAUUCGGACUUGGGUUGCUCGAGGACAUUGACAUUUGAUUUGACCAAGUAUCGGGAAUCAUGAAAAGCCAAUUAGCUGCUGUUUGAGAUUUACUCACCGUAUGAGUUCUUUCCAGAUUGUAUAUAGGUGCUAUUUGUCGUUGUAAAGCAUUUAGGAAUUAUUGUACGAACAUCUGGGAAAAUUGGUUCACUACUAGUUUCCUCGGUCUUUUUGAAAUUUAUUCAGUUUAGUGCUUUAGUAUGAAUUAGUUCGUCAUGUUAAAGUACUGAUGUUGGUGUUAGUGAUGUAUGGCUUAUUUCGGCUUUCACCAGA